AUGUCUGAUCCAGAAGACUUGGAUGAGAUGGGCGAGGGACGAUACUUUGGAGUCACAGAUCCAGAGCUUUCGCAGCCUGUGUGCUCAAACUGCCACCGCCGCGGCCACAUCCGUGCCAACUGCAAGAUCGUGGUCUGCCACGCAUGCGGCAAAGUCGACGACCACUACGAAACACAGUGUCCGAACUCGAUGGUGUGCACCAACUGCGGCGAGCGCGGCCAUUUCCGCAACCAGUGCAAGCAGAGACGAAAAUUCAACUUCUGCACCGACUGUAACUCGAAGACGCACUCUGCAGACCGCUGUCCCAACAUCUGGCGAAGUUACAUCACCAUAGCAUACGACAAAAAUCACAAAUUCAAAUAUCCUGCAGACUAUAUAUACUGUUACAAUUGCGCGGAACGAGGUCACUACGGCGACGAGUGUCCGAGGCCACGGGUAUCGAAGACGCCGAACAUCAACGGGUCCGCAUUCACAGGCGACAAUCUACCCCGCCAGCUCCGAAGACAGUACCAUUCGUCGCUAUCCAGAAAGCGGCGGCCGCUGUUUGACGAAUAUAAGGACAACGGGCACAGAGAUAAGCGUCAGAAAAAGCACGACCAGAGCGAAAAGACCAACAAGAACGGAAAGAACGACAAGAGCGGCAAGUUUGGCGGCAAGUACAGAGACAAUAGGACGCCCCAGCCUAAAAAGUCCGGGGUGCUCCCGCAGAAACCAGCAGGCCUGCCUGCUCCGUCGCGGUCUGGAUAUGUGUCCAAGCGGAAGCGCAAGGAGAAGAAGGAGAAGCGGAGGUGA
Ogataea haglerorum is the source of this 792-nucleotide messenger RNA. RefSeq lists its product as uncharacterized. The coding region runs from base 1 to 792 and encodes 263 amino acids. NCBI's taxonomy places the organism in Eukaryota, Fungi, Ascomycota, Pichiomycetes, Pichiales, Pichiaceae. Gene Ontology annotation, molecular function: zinc ion binding; nucleic acid binding. The transcript has 2 exons. The record is from RefSeq and is a predicted model, not a curated record.